GUCACGUGAUACAAAGCUGGCACACGUGGGUGGUGCAAAGGACACGGAUUCGGAGCAGGCUGAGGUACGGGGGGACACACUGAGAGGCGCAGCAGCAGUGAGACAAGAUGCAAUUGAACUCGAUCCUACACAGCGGUUAUUUCCAUCCCGUACUCAGGUCAUGGCAGACAACCGCUACAAACUUAGAUGCCUCCAAUCUUAUGUACCCUAUUUUUAUCACAGAUAGUCCUGAUGCCAUUGAACCAAUACACAGUCUACCAGGCCAAGCCAGGUACGGGGUUAACAAGUUAGAGGAUAUGCUGCGCCCUCUAGUGGAUGAUGGCCUGAAAAGCGUACUCAUCUUUGGCGUCCCCACCAAAGUGACAAAGGAUGAACGAGGUUCUGCUGCUGAUGCGGAUGAUACGCCAGCAGUCCUGGCCAUUAAGAAGAUUCGUGCCGCCUUCCCGCAGCUGCUAAUAGCAUGUGAUGUUUGCCUGUGUCCUUACACAUCCCACGGUCACUGCGGUAUACUAAGGGAGGAUGGUACCAUUCAGAAUGAGACCAGCUGCCAGAGAUUAGCAGAGGUGGCACUCGCUUAUGCCCGUGCAGGAUGUCACGUAGUGGCCCCCUCAGACAUGAUGGAUGGUCGUAUUGGAGCCAUCAAGAAAGCCUUGAUUUCUAAUGACCUGGGCAAUAAGGUUUCGGUCUUGAGUUACAGCGCCAAGUUUGCUUCAUGUUUCUAUGGGCCAUUUAGGGAUGCCGCACAAUCUAAGCCAGCGUUUGGCGAUCGGAAAUGUUACCAGCUUCCGCCUGGAGCUAGAGGACUGGCCAGCAGGGCUGUGGAUAGGGAUGUGAGGGAAGGAGCUGACAUGCUGAUGGUAAAACCGGGAAUGCCAUAUUUGGACUUGGUGAGAGAAGUGAAAGACAAGCACCCGGACCUCCCCUUGGCUGUGUACCAUGUGUCAGGUGAAUUCGCCAUGCUGUGGCACGGAGCGCAGGCUGGAGCCUUUGACCUAAAGGUAGCUGUACUGGAGGCGAUGACGGGCUUCAGACGAGCAGGUGCAGACAUCAUUAUAACGUACUACACUCCACAACUCCUCAAGUGGAUAAAAGCAGCAUAAGUUAAUAAACACUGGGAUCCACUUUGCUGCCCCUUUUUCCUGACACUGGACAAACCUUAAUUUAAAAUUGUGCUACAGAAUUUCAUACUAACCACAUCCCAAACGCAGUAUUCAGUAUUCCUAAUGCAGCCAUCUCUGGUGUGCUGGAGCUAUGAACUGUUAGGCCAACUUGCUUAAUAUGGGAAAUUUGGACUAAUACUACUUUUUAUUUUAAAAUUAGGCAUUUUUGUAUUGUUAGAAAAGUAACAGAUGUUCUUACAUAUAUGUUUUAUGUAAUGUACACUUCAAACCACAAUUAUUUACUAUAUGUUCCACUGUUUUGGUUUGUUGCAGUAUUUUAACUGUUUAAAGGGACAUUAAACCCAACAUUUUUCUUUCAUAAUUCAGACAGAGAAUACAAUUUUAAACAAAAUUCCAAUGUACUUCUAUUAUCUAAUUUGCUUCAAUAUUUAGCUAUCCUUUGUUAAAGAAAUAGCAAUGCACAUGGGUGAGCCAAUCACAUGAGGCAAAUAUGUGCAGCCACCAAUCAGAAUUUACUGAGCCUAUCUAGAUAUGCUUUUCAGGAAAGAAUAUCAAGAGAAUGAAGCAGAUUAGAUAACAGAAGUAUAUUAGAAAGUUGUUUAAAAUUGUAUUCUUUAUCUGAAUCAUAAAAGAGAAAAUGUGGGUUUAAUGUCCCUUUAAUUCAAAGUCAUGUAGGUUUAAAUGUGUAGGAUGUCACGUUCUUACAAGCACUGGGACCUUAUAAUUCCUAUCAAACAGCUGUAUUUUAUUACCAACUGGAAAAAAAAUUAGAAUCUUAAAGGGAUAUGAAACCCACCAUUUUUCUUCCAUGAUUCAGAUAGAGAAUGCAAUUUAAAAAAACUUUCUAAUUUACGUUGACUAUCAUGUCUUCGUUCUCUUGUUAAAUUUUGUUGAAAAGCUGGGAUGUAAGCUUAGUAGCUGGUCCAUUUUUGGAGCACUAUUUCCUAUCAGAUGCCUACCUAGGUAUCUCUUCAACACAGAAUUUCAUUGGAACGAUGCAAAUUUGAUCAUAGAUUUUUUUAUUUUAUUUUAAAUAGUAUGUUUUGUCUAAAUCACAAGAACAUUUUUGGGUUUCAUAUCCCUUUAAAAGCAGAGGAGUGACAGGUGUGUCUUGAAAUCCGCUGUAUUAUUUUCUGUUCUUACUGCUGUAUACAAAGAUUUAAGACAUUUGAGCAAAUUGAUUGUGUGUAAGAGAUUUGUGCCCUUCUUGGCUGACUUGAAAUAGUCAUGUGAUCUGCACGCAUCUGUCUGCUUCUUGUUUACAGAAAACAAGUAAGUUGAUUAUGAUCAGGGCUGCAUAGGAGGGAGGAGAUUUCCUAGACAGUUGUCUGUCCCUUCAAAAGGAACAUUGACCUUAAGGGUUAUGGAUUUUCCUCUAAGAGAGAGACUUAUAAAGUGAUAGGUAGUAAAUGAGACUGUAUUGCAGGGACUAGGGGCAAAGAACAAGCUCAUUAACAAAGAGCUGUGUGUGAGUAUAAAAGAAUGUAAGCCCCGCCCACACUGCAAGCUUCUUUUUUUACACAAAUAUAUGGAUGUUCUGCAAUACGUCUGCAAUUUACCUUAUUACAACUGUGUUUUGUGCCUUAGAGACCUCUUAUAUUCUCAAGUUCUGCUAUCUACAAUCGAUUUGGUCUAUGCAACUGAUGUUCAAAUACUACAGAAUAAAGUGAAAAAAUCUAACUAUAAGCAGCCCCUACAUAAGAAUAUGAGAACAAAUAAACUGAAUAGUUUUACAAAA
Bombina bombina (fire-bellied toad) is the source of this 2859-nucleotide messenger RNA. RefSeq names its product aminolevulinate dehydratase (gene ALAD). NCBI's taxonomy places the organism in Eukaryota, Metazoa, Chordata, Amphibia, Anura, Bombinatoridae. Gene Ontology annotation, biological process: heme biosynthetic process. Gene Ontology annotation, cellular component: cytosol. The record is from RefSeq and is a predicted model, not a curated record. The transcript has 12 exons. Gene Ontology annotation, molecular function: porphobilinogen synthase activity; zinc ion binding. The coding region runs from base 108 to 1100 and encodes 330 amino acids.